AUGGAGGAGCCUCCCCACCUGUUCCUGUGCCCCAUCUCCAUGGAGCUCAUGGAGGAGCCCGUCACGGUGUCCACCGGCGUCACCUACGACCGCCGCAGCAUCGAGCGCUGGCUAUUCUCGUACGGCCGGACCACCUGCCCGGCCACGAUGCAGCCGCUCGCCAACCUUGACCUCACCCCGAACCACACCCUCGCGCGCGUCAUCUCCUCCUGGCUCGACCGCGGCUCCUCCUCCUCCUCCUCGUCUUCGUCGUCGCCGUCUACAUCGUCGCUGUCGAGUCCGGUCCACGAGCUGGGGACGCCGCUGACGAGGAUGCUGGAGGAGGAGCGGCUGCGGUCGGCGCUGGGCGACCUCGAGGAGACGCCGUUCAAGGUGACCGCGCUCAAGAGCAUGCGGAGCUGCAUGGCGGGCGACGUGGCCAUGCAGAUCAUCUUCGUCGCCUCGGGCGGCGUUGAGGCGCGCGGCAGCGCGGAGGCGAGGCUGCACGCCAUGGACAUCCUCACCAAGAUCUCCAGUGCCGGCGCCGGUGACCACUGGACCGCCGGCAUCGACGUCGAUGACGUGCUCAAGUCCCUCCUCGAGCUCCUGUCCGACGAGGUCUCCGCGCGCCUCAGCUCGCGCGCGCUCGACGUGCUCCUGGACGUGGUGGAGCGGUCGCCGAGCGGCCGCGCCAAGGCCGUGGAGGUCGGCGCGGUGCACGUCCUCGUCGAGCUCCUCGUCGUGGACGCCGACGACCGCCACGUCGCCGAGCGGAUACUGCUGCUUCUCAAGCGGCUGUGCAAGUGCCCCGAGGGGCGCCUUGCCUUCGCCGAGCACGACCUGUCGGUGGCAGCCGUGGCGAGGACAAUGCUGCGGGUGUCGGAUCUGGCCACGCAGCUGGCCGUCAAGGUGCUGUGGCUCGUGUCCAUGGUGGCGCAGUCGGAGAAGGUGCUCGAGGACAUGGUGCUCACCGGCGCCGUGGCGAAGCUGCUCGGGCUGCUGCACGUCGAGAGCGCGCCGUCUACGAAGCAAAAGACGGUGAGGAUGGUGAGGAUCCACGGCGUGUUCUGGAGGCAGUACCCUUGCUUCCCCACAGACCUCAAGGAUUACUUGAGGUUGCUCGAUUGA
This is a messenger RNA of Triticum turgidum subsp. durum (durum wheat), 1107 nucleotides long. NCBI's taxonomy places the organism in Eukaryota, Viridiplantae, Streptophyta, Magnoliopsida, Poales, Poaceae. The record is from the annotation of a GenBank genome assembly.